AUGACAGAACUAGUAGAGGAGAUAUUCAAUUGCCCUCCAAUCUAUAACUCCAUCUUCGCCUGUCUUUCUCCUCCAGAUAUUUAUCGUGUCCGUUUAAGCUCUCGAAUGCUCCGCGACGCCGUUGACCACUUCCACAACCUUGCCUACAAUAUCAAUCGCCAUCUCUCCCACUUCUUCAAGGAUCCAAAGGCAUUCCGCCAACUCCAAGCAAAGGAGCAUUUUCUGAUUUCAGGAUCCAACGCUCUCCAGUUCAUGGAUAGGUCAUUUUACCCUAAAUCCGACAUGGACAUCUUUGCCUAUCCCGAGAGCGUCAAGGAGCUGGGACUAUACCUCGUCAAAUCGGAAGGGUACCAGUUCGAGCCCAGAGAGAAGCAAGCAAAGAAGUUUGAAGAUGUUGACAUCAAGCAACGCGACCUGACGGCAUCCGCUCUUCGCCGCUGGGGUUCGCAGCACGCCUGGUUGUACACGUCGGGCAUGAACGAACUCUUCCGAUUCAAACGGCCUUCCGACGACGUCGAGGUUCAAAUCAUCUCUACAUCAAAGUCUCCGUUGGACUGCAUCCUCCACUUCCACUCCUCAUGUGUGAUGAACUUUAUCUCCCACAUUGGAGCUUAUGCCCUCUACCCAGUCGCUACUUUUGACAAAAGAAUCUCGCUUGCGUUUGGGUCUACAAACUACGAGAAGACGCAAGAAGCGUACAGGAAGUACACGGACCGCGGCUGGUCAUUCCCAGCUAAGCUGGACUUCCACAGUGUCAAGGGUAUGGAGCCCAUGUUAGCCUAUGACAAAGCCCGCACCUUGGGCGAUGUUCACACUUGGAUAGUACCCCUUGACACCAGCGAUGUGGACUUGGACGUCAACUCCCCUUUCAACUCGCUCUCUCCGAAAAACCCCUUCCAUUACAACGGGUGGGUUUUAGACCGCGUUUUCGAUUCCUGGGAUACGGAGAUGGAGCUUGCAAUUUCGUUUCACAUCUUCCAUUCACCGUACUUCCGGGGAACAUACUCUGUGCCGAAUGAUACAGUCCAGGAUGUCCUCGACCAGUUUUUGGACUAUGUUCUACACGUCAACCCUGCUGAGUGCAGGCUCAACAAACAUCUCGACCAUUUGCUCCCAAAUCUCCAUUGCGCUGACAAGAAGGUGCCCAAACGGCUCUAUGAUCAGCUAGUUUAA
Coprinopsis cinerea okayama7#130 is the source of this 1173-nucleotide messenger RNA. RefSeq lists its product as hypothetical. Lineage: Eukaryota; Fungi; Basidiomycota; Agaricomycetes; Agaricales; Psathyrellaceae. The record is from RefSeq and is a predicted model, not a curated record. Bases 1 to 1173 code for a protein of 390 amino acids. The transcript is spliced from 3 exons.